This is a messenger RNA of Carassius auratus (goldfish), 758 nucleotides long. Its product is annotated as protein FAM131A-like. Lineage: Eukaryota; Metazoa; Chordata; Actinopteri; Cypriniformes; Cyprinidae. The coding region runs from base 180 to 644 and encodes 154 amino acids. The record is from RefSeq and is a predicted model, not a curated record. The transcript is spliced from 4 exons.
UUGGUUUUUCUUCAGCGCAGGACUAGAGUUGUCAGACUAGCGCACACUGAUUGUUUGUGAGAGCAGCAAGAGAGGAAUAGAGAUGGAGAGAAGGCUACGCAAGCGCUUCUGCUGUCUCUUAGCAUGCAUGCGGCUCAAAUCAGUUCACAGUUCGCGUUUGGUCGCCUAAUUACCUAAUUAUGGGCUGCGCCGCGUCCAGAACGCCAGUAGUGGCAGGUGACAGGUUGCGUGUGGACUGGAGCCCGAGGAGUUCCUGCUCUGACCUGGUGCUCUUGGGCAACACACGGACCAGUUUGGCGCACGGCCUGGGCGCAACAUUUGGGCGCUCGGACCGUUUCCUCAAGGUAAAUGUUGAGGACGGUAGCGACAUGUUACCCAAAUCCAGACGAGCUCUCACCAUUCAAGAGAUCGCAGCGCUGGCCAGGUCUUCACUCCACGGUUUCUCGCAGGUGGUCAAAGAUCAUGUGACGAAGCCCACGGCGAUGGCUCAGGGCCGCGUGGCUCACCUGAUCGAGUGGAAGGGCUGGUGUAAACCCAGCGACACACCCGUCGCCCUCGAGUCACACCUCACAUCGUACUCACAUCUGUCCGAGGGCGAGCAGGAGGCACGAUUCCGCUGCAGGUCAGUGACCGCUGUAGUGUAGGCAUGUGAAGGUAUUAAAGAGGGCAUCUGAAUGCAUUUGAGUGCACACACAUGCACGCACACAUGCACACACACACACACUCACAUAUAUGCACACAUGCACACACACACGCAC